AUGGCGGCGCGGGCGGCCGAGCCCGGGGCGGAGGCGGAGGCGGGCGGGGAGGCGGCGGCCGAGGAGGGCGCGGCGGGGCGCCGGGCGAAGGCGCGGGGCCGGCCGCGGCUGACCGAGUCCGACCGGGCCCGGCGGCGGCUGGAGUCCCGGAAGAAGUACGACGUGCGGCGCGUGUACCUGGGCGAGGCGCACGGGCCCUGGGUGGACCUGCGGCGCCGCAGCGGCUGGAGCGACGCCAAGCUCGCCGCCUACCUCAUCUCGCUGGAGCGCGGCCAGCGCAGCGGGCGCCACGGGAAGCCUUGGGAGCAAGUCCCAAAAAAGCCAAAGCGGAAGAAAAGGCGGCGCCGCAACGUGAACUGCCUGAAGAACGUGGUGAUCUGGUACGAGGACCACAAGCACCGCUGCCCCUACGAGCCGCACCUGGCCGAGCUCGACCCCACCUUCGGGCUCUACACCACGGCCGUGUGGCAGUGUGAGGCCGGCCACCGCUACUUCCAGGACCUACACUCGCCCCUGAAGCCGCUCAGCGACUCGGACCCUGACAGCGACAGAGCAGGCCAUGGCCUGGCGGCUGGUUCCUCCGACUCCUCCAGCUCCAGCUCAGGCUCUGACUCUGAAGAGCCUCCCGAGGGUCCCCCCGCCAAGGGCAGCUCGGGGGCGGCGGCGGCCAUCACCCCUGCCAGCCCAGCGGGCAGCAGCGGCCUCAUCACGCAGGACGGGGUGCACAUCCCCUUUGACCUCCACCACGUGGAGGGCUUGGCCGAGCCCGGUGCCCCGCUGUGCCCAGGUGCCGCUGCCAGUGGGCCCGAUGCCCUGGAGACAGUGGUGUGUGUGCCCGUACCCGUGCAGGUGGGCACGGGCCCCGGUGCCCUUUUUGAGAAUGUGCCCCAGGAGGCGCUGGGCGAGGUGGUGGCCAGCUGCCCGAUGCCCGGCAUGGUGCCCGGCUCCCAGGUCAUCAUCAUCGCCGGCCCCGGCUACGACGCCCUCACAGCCGAAGGCCUGCACCUGAACGUGGCGGCGGGCAGCGGGGCGCCGGGUGGCUGCGGCGGGGGCCUGGUGGAUGAGGUGCCCUGUGCCCUGAUGGAGGGUGUGGCCGCCUACACCCAGACGGAGCCCGAGGGCAGUCAGCCGGGCACCCUGGACCCCACCACGCUGGCCGCCAUGGAGACCAAGAAAGAGAAGGAGGAUCUGUAUGUGCUCAAGAAGGAGGAGCGGGAAGAGGCCCUGGCGCCUGAGCUGGCUGAGCUGAAGGCAGCGGUGCCCGAGGUCAACGGAGAUGAGCUGGACGGCAGCGAGGUGUCCGCCAUCAUCUAUGAGAUCCCCAAGGAGCCUGAGAAACGGCGGCGCAGCAAGCGCUCAAGGGUGGCCGAUGCUGACGGGCUGCUUGAGAUGUUCCACUGCCCCUACGAGGGCUGCAACCAGGUCUAUGUGGCCCUCAGCAGUUUCCAGAACCACGUCAACCUGGUGCACCGCAAAGGAAAGACCAAAGUGUGCCCGCACCCUGGCUGCGGCAAAAAGUUCUACCUGUCCAACCACCUGCGGCGGCACAUGAUCAUCCACUCGGCCCCACCCAAAUCUCCCCCAGGGGUCCGUGAAUUUACCUGUGAAACCUGCGGCAAGUCCUUCAAGAGGAAAAAUCACUUGGAGGUGCAUCGGCGCACGCACACGGGGGAGACACCCCUGCAGUGCGAGAUUUGCGGCUACCAGUGCCGGCAGCGGGCCUCGCUCAACUGGCACAUGAAGAAACACACGGCCGAGGUGCAGUACAACUUCACGUGUGAGCACUGCGGGAAGCGCUUCGAGAAGCUGGACAGCGUCAAGUUCCACACGCUCAAAAGUCACCCGGACCACAAGCCCGUCUGACUCACUGGACCGGACCGGA
Molecule: messenger RNA, 1882 nt
Organism: Suncus etruscus (white-toothed pygmy shrew)
Lineage: Eukaryota; Metazoa; Chordata; Mammalia; Eulipotyphla; Soricidae
Gene: ZNF653
Product: zinc finger protein 653
Exons: 9
Coding region: 1-1863 (620 amino acids)
Biological process (GO): regulation of transcription by RNA polymerase II
Cellular component (GO): nucleus
Molecular function (GO): transcription coregulator activity
Source: RefSeq, a predicted model, not a curated record